AUGGGAAGAAUGAAGGAUUAUAUGCGCGAAUUGCCGGACGAAAUCCUUGAGAAGAUAAUUUCGUAUUUGCCGCUAAAUGAAGCAGCUGCGACAAGCAUCCUCUCUACAAGAUGGAGACACCUAUGGAAAACUGUCGACUAUCCAAUUUUCGACAUUGAUAUUCAACGCUUAAUCUCGAUCAAUCGACGCAAUAAAUCACUCGGAGAAAAAAGAAUUUUCUGUUUAGUAUCCGCGAUCUUGGAUCAAUACCAAGGCUCAACUAUAGAUGAACUCAGAAUCCGUUUUCCUCACACCUCGGUGGUUAACUUCUGGUCUUCGGAUGAUAUGACGCCGGUUAUUAGUUGGAUUAAUACAGCUUUUCAAAAAAGAGUUAAAAAUCUGGAACUAGACUUGCAAGUAUUUGUUCGUAAAGCUAUUGAUAUACAUUCACAUUUGCUUCCUUGUAAUUUUAUCUCUCUCGUCUCCCUUCGCCUCGUAGCUCUCACAUAUUUGUCGCACUCAUUGAUCCACUACUUUUUAUCUAAUUGUCCUUUUUUACGGGAGUUGUACAUGGAAAGAAUUACUAGUUUGCCCGACCUCAUCAUUUGUGGUCCGAAGCUAAAACAUUUUACUUUAAUUGAUUCAGAUGUCGAGUCUCUAGAAAUUUCAGCGCCGAAUCUAGUGUCUUUCGAGUUUAGCAACGAUAUUGAGCCAACCAUUUGCUUUAAAAAUACGCCGUCGCUCAAGCAUGUAUCUUUGGAGGGAUAUGACUCUUAUGUGCCUCUUGUGAGUGGAAAUCUAGACCCUAUUUUGAAUUUAGUAUCUCACCUCGACUCGCUUGCAUUGACACAAAGUGACGAGCCAGAAAUAAGUUGGAGGCGUCCUUUCCUAAAUUUUCCUACCCUCGGAAGUCUUAAGCAAUUGCAGCUCUCUACAUGUCAUUAUAAUGCUGUAGCACUCGACACUCUGAUUCUAUUGCUAAAUGCUUCGCCCGAGUUGAUUAAAUUAUCGGUCAUCAUUUUGGAAGAUGAGUUUGGUGGGAGCAAAUCAGAGCGGAAUUGCUUUACUAUGUGUUCGCAUCAUCAUCAUCAGCGGCUUGAGGUGGUGGAAAUAGUUGGAUUUGGAGGCUCAGAGCGGGAGAUAGAAUUCGCGGGGUGCUUAGCUGACUAUGCUGCUGCUUCGAUCAAGAAGAUAAUAGUACAUCCUGGCGACUCAAAGGCGGGGCUGCUUCAACUGAGACGUAGGCUACCUUCCGCUGUGAAGUUGCAUAUAUUUUAG
Messenger RNA from Mercurialis annua (annual mercury), 1257 nucleotides. Its product is annotated as F-box/FBD/LRR-repeat protein At5g22660-like. Bases 1 to 1257 code for a protein of 418 amino acids. The record is from RefSeq and is a predicted model, not a curated record. The transcript has a single exon. Gene Ontology annotation, molecular function: protein binding. NCBI's taxonomy places the organism in Eukaryota, Viridiplantae, Streptophyta, Magnoliopsida, Malpighiales, Euphorbiaceae.